Molecule: messenger RNA, 5664 nt
Organism: Symbiodinium natans
Lineage: Eukaryota; Dinophyceae; Suessiales; Symbiodiniaceae
Source: the annotation of a GenBank genome assembly
AUGCUGCAGGGCCGGAAGUGCUGCACUUUGCCGGGCCCGCCCUUCUGCAUUGACACGAGCUGGUCCGCUUCAACGGUCGCUUUGCUGGUGCCAGUGGUGUGCUUGGCCAUCUUAUUUACGAUUUCCGUUGUGUCAUCUUGGAUCCUGCCGCAGCCGACAAAGGAGCCGGAGCAAAUGACAGAACGUGACGAGGCGUUCAUCAGCAGACCUGGCUCUCGCACGCCUCGGGUGUCAUGUCGCAGCGAGCUGAAGCAGCAGCUCGAGGUGGAGUGGACCGAGCGCCACUGCCUCCGAGUCUUGCCGGGCGCGGCGGAGUUUGCCAAUUCGACCUCGAGCCUCUUCGGGUCCUUGAAAGAGGCUUUUGACUUCCAGGUCGACAGCGUCCGCAACCAAUACGAGCACUUAUUGUCACUCUGGCGCUCCCAGUGCGCCAUGGUCGCUGACCGCUCGAUGGGCGAGGGCGCAUCCAUCAACGAGGGACUCAUGCUGCAAGAGGCAGUGGCGGAGCUGUACUACGAGAUGAUGGAUGGAUUUCUCCGCUGGCGGGCGAAGCUGGCUGACCACGAGCCUGCUGCUGUACCCACACUGUCGGGUGACCAGCCGCGUCCUGUUGGUGGGGCCAAGUGGGAGCCGCUGCACAAGGAUGGGCUCGAUGCGGCCACAGCGGCCGUCUUGUCACGGCAGUUGACGGAGAUGGCCGUCUACUUGCUGGUUUGGGGUGAAGCCGGCAAUGUGCGGUUCAUGCCGGAGGCAGUCUACUUUAUCACAGAGCUUGCCUUGGCGGCGAACCCCGCGGACUUUGAAGAGGUCUAUGGGGCACCGACGCCGGAACCCAGCUUGCCAGGUGCUCCGUUUAGGAGCAACUUUUUUCUGAGCAAGAUCAUCCGCCCGAUCUACAAUGUGGUCUUCGAUGAAUGGUACCAGUAUGUUGACAUCGACCAGAACUCCCAGAAGGACAAGAAGAAGCUGAAGCCAGGGCUGGACAAUUUUCUCCUACCCGAUGUGGCAAACUAUGAUGAUUGGAACGAGUUCUUCUGCGACCCGAGCCGCAUGGUGGAAGGUCUGCUGCUGCAGGAUGGCACCCGGCUCUUUGACCUGCAGCAUGAGCGUCGCUUCCUCGCCCUUCCCCGAGUGGACUGGCAGGUGACGCUCGAAGCGGCCGAAACCAAGACACACAGAGAGAUUCAUUCGCUCUGGGGUGUCUUUGCUGCUACGCAUAGGGUGGUGCUGCUGCACCUCAUCUUGUUCUUCACAGGAGUCUGCGCCGUGGCGGGCGACCCGGAGCCAUCUGACGAUGGGAAGGCGCCGCUGCUUGGGCAAAGCACGCCGGUGCGUUUCGCCGCCGUCGCGCUGGUGGUGCCAGUGCACGCGCUGCUCUGGGCCUGUGCCCGGUGGCAAGUGACGGGUCGCAUCCUGAGGAUGCAAGCACCCCUGGCCUGCAUCGGCCGUAGCAUUUGGAAAACAUUGUGGUGGAUGAUGCCAAUCGUCACCUAUGCUGCCAUUCGAGAUGCAGCCCUAGGCGACGAGAGUCAGUUCGGGCUGCCACUGGUGCCCCUUCUUGUUCUCCACUUUGCCCUCUCGGGCACGGGGCUGACCUACUUGCUGCUGGUCCCUUCGGGCUGCUGCUUGCGGAGCUGUGGUAGCAACUCAGACAAGAUGUGGGACCUAACGCCGGUCCCGUGCUACAUCCGCUUCGUGCGAUACUUGUUCUGGAUCCUGGUCUUCACGGUGAAGUUUAUGCUGGGCCUGAUCAUCUUCCGGGCCAUGUACGAGGCAACAGUUGCUCUGCAGAUAGCCCUUCCAGGCCGGGAAUCUGUAUCCGAACUGUCCGAGAUCUACUACAGCACCGAGUGGGGAUCCGACUUUCUCUUGUGGUUUGUGCUGUGGUUUACCACGCUUGUGCUCUUCAUCUCGGAUACGCAGUUGUGGUUCACCCUGAUGUGCUCCGUCUUGGGUGUGGCCACUGUCUUCGUCCAGCGCGGCUGCCGAAUCGUGAGUUGGGUGCUCGAGGACUCCGUGGCGAAGCUGCCAGAGCGUUUCUCCCGCAAGGUCCUGCCCUACUCCUUUGCCGGCUCUGACGGGCGAUCGGCGUCGGGGGAGCAGGUGGCGCAGUUCUCUCCUUUCUUCCCGGCCAUCUGGGACAGGAUCUUGGAGUACAUGCGUUAUGAGGACAAGAUCGACAACCAUUUGAUGGGAGACUUGUCCUUCAAGUCCGGGGAAUCCGGGCACCAAGUCUAUUGGAAGCAACUGCGGCAACCUUUGGCCAAGCGGCGGAGUCGUGAAGUGGUCACAUCCUCGGUGGACCCUCCCGAUGCUCCGGAGCCGCCUCCUCCGGAUACGUCUCCUCCCGAGGAGGCAGACUUCAUGACGGGCAGCUACGCGGCGACAACUGUCCGUGAAAAGCCGCCGCCGAAGCCCAGGCGUAAGGUGAAGGUGCCCGACAUCUUCCGGGAGAAGACGGCAUUUGAGGUGGGAUUCAAGACCUAUUGCUGUAUGCACGACCCGCAUUGGCCCAACAACCCGGAUGUCCAGUGGCGGAUUUUGGCCCUUUCCAGGGGCUUGGGCCUCCCGGUACCCCGCCCUUUCCGCGCUCCCUUCUUUCCGGGGCUUACAGUUUGCAUCCCCCACUAUGGGGAGUCCAUCCUCAUGCUGAAGAAGGAGCUCUUCCAGGGCCGGGAGGAGACGGUCCCACUCAUGGACUGGCUUGCAGCAAAGUACGAGGAGGAGUUUCUAACCUUCUCCAACAGGAUGCAGGUGAAGUGGGGUGAGACUGGCUGGCCCGUUGCUGGAAGUCAGUGGGAAGAGUACACAGACCAGCAAUGGAGCAGGAUCAGUGCGUGGGCAUCCAUGCGAAUGCAGACACUCUGGCGAACUGUGGCCGGCAUGUGCCUGUACCAUCCAGCACUGCAGUGCCACUGGGAGGUACAAGCUGAUAGAACCAGCAGUCUCGCGAAGCCGGGCAUUUGGAAUCCCAGCGAUUGCUUCACCUGCCUGGUGUCCAUGCAAAUGUACAAGUUCUUUGACAAGACGCAAUUGGAGCACACCAGCAGGAUGUUCGCGAAGUUUCCGGACUGCCUGAAAGUGGCCUUCAUCGAUUGUGAUGACAAGGGAAUCACUGCAGAGUCAGACCUGGUGCACCCAAAGCAGAAGCGGCGCUACUACAGCAGCCUCAUCGAUGCCGCAUGCGAAGACUUGCCCACGGGGGUGAAGAAGGCGAAGUAUCGCGUGGAGCUUCCCGGCUAUCCGAUCCUCGGGGAUGGCAAAAGUGACAACCAGAACCAUGCCAUUCCGUUCAUGCGCGGGCUCUUCACUCAAUGCAUCGAUGCGAAUCAGGGCGCCUACUUCGAGCAAAUGAUGCUGCUGCCUUGUGCGCUCGGCGAGUUCCGAUCGAGGCGGAGAGGUGAUGGACAGUCCAAACGCAUCGUCGGCUUCCCUGAGCACAUCACCAGUGACAUCGGGUCGAUCGGUGACUUUGCGGCCUCCGCCGAAGUCGCCUUCGGGACGAUCCUUCAGAGGACUUAUGCAGUGCUGGGUGCCAGAAUGCACUAUGGCCAUCCGGACAUCAUGAACAAGCUGUCCAUGAUGCAGCAGGGCGGCGUGUCCAAGGCGACGAAGACUGUGAACCUUUCCGAAGACAUCUUUGCAGGUAUGGACUUCACGCUUCGUGGAGAAGGGAGGUCCAUCAAGCACUCAGAGUACUUCCAUCUGGCGAAGGGCCGAGACCUGGGCUUCAACACGGUGCUGGGGUUCUUCUCGAAGCUCUCCUCUGGGACGGGCGAGCAGGUGCUGACGCGCCAAGCUUUCCGCUUGGGCCAAGUGCUGCAACUUCCAGAGGCCUUGACCUUCUACUAUGCGCAUGUGGGAUAUUACUUCACGCAGCUUUUCGUGUCCUGGAGUAUGCCUUUGCUGGUCUUUGUGUGGCUGCUGGUGCUGUUGGCAGACGAGGUGCGGGGUGGGGUCUUUGAGGCCUUCUUGAACCUGAACCAGGACACUAUGUCGUCAGCAGAAGUCAUGGCCAAGACGGUCGGGGUUUGGUUCUCCUGGCUCCUGCUGCUUUUCCUCAUUGCCACUUCGCUCCCCCUGCUUGCGGAGAUGUGGAUGGAGCGCAACUGCAAGGUUGCCUUCGAGAGAUUCUUCAAGCAGAUGUUCACCCUCUCACCGCUCAUGUUCAUCUUCCAGGCCAAGAUCAUUGGCCACUACGUCAUCAAUGAGAUCCGCUAUGGCGGUGCCACCUACGUGAGUACUGGACGAGGCCUUCCAACCGACCGCCGCCCCUUCAUUGGUGAAGCACAACCUGGCAAGUUCCAGCUGAAGAAAGUGGGUGGCUUGUACCUCGACUACGCAGCCAUCGCAUACUAUGAUGGGGUGACCCUGUUAGCCGGAGUCAUACUCAUCUUGGUCGCUGGCGGCGUUUCAGGUGCAGGCGAGUUUGCGGGAGACGUCUGGUGGAUCUUCAUCUGCUUGGGACUCACCGUGGUCUCCUGGCUCUGGGCACCCUUCAUCUUCAAUCCUUACCAGUUUGUGUGGAAGCAUUUCAAGGAGGAUUUUCGUGGUCUGGUGGCUUUCUUUCUGGAGGGAAGCGGCCGGCAUUGGGUGGAGUGGUACGACCGUACCCAGCUCAAGCCACGAAGCGGUGGACUUCACCGAUCCAUGGUGGACAUCACGUUUGUGGUGGCCGUCUUCUUCUUGGCUGCAUGGUAUGCGAUGAUCAACAUGAAGAUCGACGCUCUCAUGUUGGCCUACUCAGGUGCCGUCUCCGGCAACGUGCUUCACAUUGCAGUGCUCCUGCCGCCGAUCGGAGCUUCAUCCGUGUACUGUAUCCUGGCCGUGCUCUUUGAGACACUGGUCGGCUGCUCGUCCAUCCUCCGUCGGCGACUUCUCCGACCAAAGCGCUCGAAAGCGAAGAGCUUCAAAUUUGGCUCUGGCAAGUCUUCUGGCACCGUCGAGGACGGAAAGCGUGGUACUGCUCGCCGCGAUGUAGAAUCGGGCGCACGCGAGUCGACCGGCGUGACGGAAGAGGAGGAGGAGGAAGAGGAGGCGCCGCACGAAACGGCCCAGGAUCGUGACGUGGCCCCGGCACCUUCGGGUACAGCUCCCCCAACUGGGACGCUGCCUGGGGUCGAGGCACCUCGGCAAUGCUGUGAGUUUGGAAUCCCGCUCACCUUCUCCGCUUGGACGGUCUCGAUUCUGGACCUGGCGGAAGCUGUUUACGCAAUCUAUGUCUUCAUCGUCAUUGGCUGGAGGAAUGCAUUUGUUGCUGGUUUCAUUCUGAAGUGGGGCUUGCUUGUCAUGUGCAUCUUUUUCGGUGAGGGCAUGCUAAGGUCGCGCUGCUGCAACAUACUGGGCUGCUGUGGAUUACCUCUGCAGCUCUGGGUUCGAGCUCACCGCAUGUCCCGGGACAUUAUGGUGUCCUCCAUCAUUUUCUCAGUGAUGGUGCCAUUCGUUGUGCUGAACAGCAUCAACGACUACCUCUGCCCCGGCUGCUCAGCCCACCAGCUUCUGAUCUACAGAGACCCAGGCCACCUCGCACGGACCGAAGCUGUGGUCAUGGACGUGCUGGGCGAGGGCGAUUGGCUGGAUGGAGAGGUCGAUGAUGGGAGAGCCGUGUUCGACGGCACACUUCCGAAAUCGCAAGCAGCGCCAGAACAGCAGCGGUUUGGCUAG